Molecule: messenger RNA, 1193 nt
Organism: Halichondria panicea
Lineage: Eukaryota; Metazoa; Porifera; Demospongiae; Suberitida; Halichondriidae
Exons: 9
Coding region: 95-1081 (328 amino acids)
Source: RefSeq, a predicted model, not a curated record
UCACAUUACCCUGGAAACCAUUACCCAAGCAUCACCCUUUUAGUAUCAAAAGCUACUUUCCUGCUACUGGGGGUAGAUCUACUGCAUCAGCAUCAUGGAGCAAACCCAAGGCCCUGUGCAUUACCUGCCGUCUAUUCAUCAUAAGAGUGUCUCAGGAAGAUCCCCCAGAGAGCCAGCCCCUCCCCCCUUUGGUCUACCUCAUCUCACAUCUAGAUCUGCAGCCACAAAGGCUGAGAGAUACAGCAGCUUGAGGGAGUUUGACAGAAAUGGCUUGCAGAGAUCCAAAGCUCAUGUUAGAAAUGCGCUUAAAACCACCAAUGACUUGGACAGAAUAUCAAGGCAGUUGAAUGAGCGUCUCAAGAGUUUAAAGGGAGACCAAAAAAAGACGGUGUCAUUUGAUCGUCUAUCAGAAUACCGUGAUGCUUUCGAGGAGAUAGUGAAGACAAGUGGAGCAUUCUCACCACUAUUGAACGAGAUACAAAACAUAUACAAUCAGUACCUUAUGACAGCUGUAAGCCAGCAACAAGAAUACGAACCAACCAGGAGUAUCACUCAAGAUCUCUCACUAAGCACUCCUGACGAGAAGGGAACCUCUAAAGAUCUACUUCAGCUAAAAAAGCAACUUCAUCACCUAGAGGUGGAAUCAAGAGUCCUCCUACAGGACAACAAUAGGUUGAGAGAAGAGCUAAGCAAAGAAAAAGAACAUCAUACGCAUCGCAAGCAUCAAGAAAUGGCAAGGAUAGACUCCCUGAAGAACCACCCAGUCUCCCCUUACACCUCUUCCACACAUGUACAAGACUAUGCAACUCAAGUAGAAAGCCUCCAAUUAAAAAUAGCUGAGGAGAGGCAAGCCAUAGCCACCACCAUCUACCAUAGGAAGGGGAAGAUCCCAUUAUCAGUGUGUCACAACCUGGAGCAGUGCCUGAGAGAGGCCGAGAUUGAAACUCAGAAGUACCAGAGACAUAGUGAGCAUCUACUACAAGAAAUUGAGAAGUGGAAAGGGGCGUUAUGGGAACAGCUCCAGAUACAAGGCUUUGCAGAGAACUUCCGGGGUAUUUGGGACAAAAUCAUCACAAAGUGAACAAUACUUCAUUCAAGGCACUCGGAACAAUAAUAAUUAUAAUAAUUACAACAAAUAACAUAAAUCAGUGACAUGAACCAUUGUCAUUAAUUAGUCAUUGUUUUAACAAUCA